AACCUUAACCAACCUCAUUUAGUUUAGUUAACUUAGUUUGUUGUUCUUUCUUAUCUUGAUUUUUGAAUCUCUUUUCAAUGAAUACAAACCCUUUUUGUAUUCAUUAGUGUAAGAGUGUUGUUUGUAUUCAUUGCUCUUGAUCUUUGAUCAGCUCAGUUCUCGAUCCCAGUUACUGUAGUAACCUAACCUCCAAGCCCCUCAAUCAUUUUUGAAUAUUCCCAAUGAAGAACCUUGUAAUCUUGUAUACAGUGAUAAUAGUUUAGUCAAAACAAAUAUGUCUAGCUUUGUUUUCAUUUCGAUGGACUAACCUACAAUUUAACUGCUGUUUAUUGAUUUAUUUUUGUGUAUUUAUUGUGUAUUAUGCUACACAAUGUAAACAUUUUCAAGAGCAAUAAAUAAAUACAUUUUGAUCUUAGGCCUAGGCCUAUUAAAAUGUUUCAUGCUGAAAACUCGCAGUCAAAUUCUGGUUUUAACAUCCUCUCAGUGAAUUUUGGAUUUCCUUAUUUUCAUGACAACUCGAAAAAUGAAGAAGCAUACAAAAUACCUUUUAUAGAAAUAUACAGUCAUGAAGAACUAUUCUAUGACAAUUUCCUAAAACAGCACAUGCAAUUAAAUAUUCCAUGCAUUAUUAAAAAUGUUUCCUCAGAGUGGGGAUGUAGAUACUAUUGGGUUAAAGAUAACAAACCAAAUUUUCACUACAUUCUUGAGAAAUAUGGUGAUGCACAAGUGCCAGUUGCUGAUUGUAGUGACAAAUAUUACAAUUCUCAAAAGAAGGAAGAACAAGUAUUGAAUACUUUUUUAGAAUAUUGGAAAUCUUAUGUUUGUAAUAAUUAUUCUCCUGAACUGCCUUGCUAUUAUUUAAAAGACUGGCAUUUCAUGAGAGAGUUUCCUGAUGAAAAAAUAUACCAGGUUCCUUCUUUUUUUGCAUCCGACUGGCUAAACGAGUAUUUCUUGCAGAGACAAGAUGUACACGAUGAUUACAGAUUUGUUUACAUGGGCCCAAAAGGAUCUUGGACACCAUUUCACGCAGAUGUAUUUUCGUCCUUCAGUUGGUCUGUGAACAUUUGUGGUAAGAAGCGUUGGGUUCUUUUUCCACCCGGCCAAGAAAAAUGCCUAAUGGAUAACUUUGCAAGUUUAGUAUAUGAUAUUGAUUCUCCUUCAUUGCAAGAUUCGUCAAAAUACAAAGAUUAUCAUAAGUUAUCUCGCAAAUAUGAAAUUAUACAAGAAGCAGGCGAUGCAAUUUUUGUCCCAUCUGGAUGGCAUCAUCAGGUGUGGAAUAUGGAAGACACAAUUUCGAUUAACCACAACUGGGUCAACGGAUGUAAUAUUGACAAAAUGUGGGCUUCCCUACGAGCGAACUUAGACGCUGUAAAGAAAGAAAUUUCCGACUGUCAUGAUAUGGAAGGGUGGGAGCAACAUUGUCAAGUGAUGCUGAACGCUUCCUAUGGACUUGAUUUAAAACAAUUUUGUCAGUUUUUACUAUACAUAGUCAACAUACGAGUUCAACACUUAGAAAAUAAUGAGCAAUUAACACUCUUCAAUGGUUUUACACUGGACUAUUAUCAUAUGAAAUUAGAUAUAUUCCAAGCAAAAAAUAUUCUUGCUAAAAUUCUGUGUGACACAGAUUUUGUAAAAUUGAAGCUUCCUGAAGAGAAUGAAAUCACAAUGGCUAUUGAAAGAAUCGAUAAAAUUUUAGGUGAUUGAUGAGACAAAUUGUCUUGUUACAGAUUUAUUAUUGUAAACGAUUGGCAUACAAAUUCCAUGAAUAAAUAUACCUUAUACAAAUUUAUACCAUAUUAUUUUUAUUCCAACGUUAUAUUCAAAUGCUUUAGAACAAGACAGGCUUGUAACAGUGGCCACAGCACACAGGAGUAAAAUCAGCUGAUUUAGAGAUGAAAUACUAUUAUACUGUGACUGCGUUUAUUGUUUUAAGGUGCUUUACUUCUGUAGUGCA
This is a messenger RNA of Macrosteles quadrilineatus (aster leafhopper), 1954 nucleotides long. Its product is annotated as 2-oxoglutarate and iron-dependent oxygenase JMJD4-like. The transcript is spliced from 5 exons. The record is from RefSeq and is a predicted model, not a curated record. Lineage: Eukaryota; Metazoa; Arthropoda; Insecta; Hemiptera; Cicadellidae. Gene Ontology annotation, biological process: positive regulation of translational termination; negative regulation of gene expression; protein hydroxylation. Bases 433 to 1704 code for a protein of 423 amino acids. Gene Ontology annotation, cellular component: nucleus; cytoplasm. Gene Ontology annotation, molecular function: sequence-specific DNA binding; histone H4R3 demethylase activity.